This is a messenger RNA of Penicillium taxi, 507 nucleotides long. RefSeq names its product Mitochondria protein Fmp29. Lineage: Eukaryota; Fungi; Ascomycota; Eurotiomycetes; Eurotiales; Aspergillaceae. The coding region runs from base 1 to 507 and encodes 168 amino acids. The transcript is spliced from 5 exons. The record is from RefSeq and is a predicted model, not a curated record.
AUGAAAGACAUCAUGACACAAAUCGCAGAUAUUAAGAUGAUGAUUUUAAGUUCCCUUUUCCUGCCCCUGUGUCUGCUCGGCAGUUUUGGCAUGGCGAACGAAGAAAAAUGGAAAUCGACUAUGGACCCUAUAGGUUCCUACCGUUCCCCCUCAUGUCUCCCUAGGCUUUCACCCGAGGACUAUAUUAUAUCCGCGGCUCGCCGAGGGGUGGCUAUCAUUCAGCACUACACUAAAGCUCAGCCUCGCCAGACUUUUCUUUUACCGACCAACUAUGAUAUCCUUCCGUCUAAGCACACUUCGCUACUUUCGCAAUUCUUAUGGUGUUCCGACGCUAAGACAUCCCGAUUUAAGUCUAAGCAACAUUAUGUUGGCACCUGGUUCGACCAAAAUCAUCAGUAUUAUCGAUUAGCAGAAUUCUAUGAUAUUCCCCCGCUUUAUAUAAGCAGUAUGCAUAUUCCGUCUCUUCUCAAUGCUUUCGAUGAGAUGGGAAUCGAACAGCAGAUAUAA